Messenger RNA from Bactrocera oleae (olive fruit fly), 5529 nucleotides. RefSeq names its product DNA transposase THAP9. NCBI's taxonomy places the organism in Eukaryota, Metazoa, Arthropoda, Insecta, Diptera, Tephritidae. The record is from RefSeq and is a predicted model, not a curated record.
GUAAAUAGGUUCGCUCGGUAGUUGCACUCUGUAGACGCGUUCGUCUAGUACAUUUAAUAUCGUUCGCUUAUUAAUGAAUUUUUCUUUCGUUUCUGUUAAUUGUCAGUCAAUGGAAGUUUUCAAUGUAUGAAUACCUUUAAAUAAAUUCAUAUUAAAUAAUAAAAUUCGAAUUUCUGAACGAAUCCAACGGAUUUUCAUUUGAAACCGAGCGCUCUUGCAACCAUUAAAAAAAUUAGAAAAUGAAAAGAAAAGCAGAAAUGAGUAGAAGCGUACUGUUACGAUCAAGAACUCAAAGCGUGCCACCCGAACACGGUCCCUUCGUCUUUCCUCGACGUCCCUUCGCCAACAAUAAACCGGUUUGGUUUACAAAAGAGGAUGUGUAUGAACUGGGACUAACAAAACUGUAGAUAUUUAUUCAUGCUUGUCUGACGUUCUAUCCAUCUUAAUGUCUCUCUUAACGAAUUUGGUCUCAGAGAAAAAUACAAUGCAAGCCAGUUCAACUUAACUGUACAAAAUUAAUUAAAAUGUGUGAACUUUAUUUUCUUUAAGCAGCACAACGUUUCGAAUAGCUGAAUUAUCAUUUGGACAUACAGACUUUCAAUGUAAAAUACAACACAAUAAAUUAAAGACAGCUUGUACUGCGCCUGUAUUCAUUAAUUUCAUCUGGCCCAGUUAAAUACAAUAAUUUAUGAAGAUAUUAUUAGAAAUAUAUCACCCAUUUCUAAUAUGAAGGGGACACCUCAGGAUCCUAAAUGGAGUUUGGAACGACGUGAGUCAUCAGGACACUUGGUUUGGCGGAAGGAGUCUCCUAGUUCUAAAGUACGUUUUCGUUUUGAUGUUGAAGUAUUGGAAUUUGAGAAACAGCCUCAUGAAGAUAGUGAAUACAGAAAAGGCGGAUAUUCUGCUAGUAAUAUUACUUCAACUAUAGCACUUUGUGCUACAUGUGUUGCGGCGGUUGCUGCAAGUGUUUUUUUACCAUGGUAUAUUAUGGAUAAGGCGCUAUCAAGGAGUUCAUAGUUUUGUUCUUUUAUGGUGCAUUGGAAUUUUAUACACAACUUUAAUCCAAUUUUUACACAUCAAAUUGUUUUAUGCUAAGAGAGCGAAAAUGUAUACAUGUUGACCAUUUUAAGCGAAGUUAUACUUAUCGAAUUUAUUUUUAUAAAGAGAAAUUUUCUCUGUUCUUUAGCGUGCUAUAGAAAAAAUGUGUACCAAAUCGGAAUCAUAUAAAUAAGAAUUUCAGUUAAAAUUUUUGAACAUGUAACAAAAUCUACCAAGUAUAAUCAAUUAAAUUACUCGCAAAUUGAUCUAUAUGAAUUUACGCUUAAAUAUUUAUACGUCAUACAUUAUAAUUAGUAUUGUGUAAAGAUAAGUGCCUUAAAACGAAUUAAGAAAUAUUUAAAGUUUAUGCUAAUUUUAAUACUAGUGAGUUAAAUCUGUGAUCUUGAAAGCAUCGCCCAAUAUCAAUAUUUACUGAUGUUGUAGACUUAAUAAAUAUUUAAAUUUCAAGUAUAAGAUUUUCAAUAAAUAAGAACCUUAAUUUAAUAUACACAGCUUAAGAUAAUAUAAUUAUAUUUGGCAUUAUUAUUUUUAAUAAACUUUUGUAAAGAACAUGAUUAAACCCCAGAAGUUGGUCAAAACUAAGAAGAUGUUAACGUUCUAUUAAAAAAAUUCCUUAAAACUAAAUGAAGGAUUUACUUCGAAAUGAGUAAUAAUACUAUAUACCUAUUGGCACUUAAGCUAUUUAGCUUAAAGUAAAAUACUCGUAGUUUGUAAUCACACAUUAAUGAAUGAAGUAUUUAAGAACUAAUCUAAAAGUGUGUUUAUGUGCUUACAUACAUGCAUACAUAUGUAUGUAUGUAUCAAAGAGUUCAUAAUUAAAACAUGAAGCUUUAAGGGGUUAGAUGGGUCUACCCGGGCAAAAAACAGCAUAUUUAAAAAAAAAAAUUUAUAAUAUAAGAAAUGAAAUAUUUUAUUCAAACUUUUUAUUAAUACAAAGAUACAUAUUUUACAAAGACUUUGACAAAUUUGCAAAAAAAAAGGUACAAAACUCGAACAUUACGACGUCGAUUCCGGCAGUACCUCGGAAAAAAUGUGCCUCCGUGAUAGCAAAGCUUCUUAUAGGAUCAUCUGAAGUAAAAACAAAAAAUACGAGUUAAUUAGUUGAGACUAUAACCAAGGUAUUGGACAAAGGGGAAAAAAGUGAGAGCUGCAUUUUUGGCAGACGAUUUUACAAAAAGUACCAAUUUUGAUGAGAAUUUCUCAAGGUGUUUUUAUAAGUAGUUGUAAUUGAAAAAAAAAAAUAUCCUUCGUUCAAGCCCAUGUAAAUUAUUACAAGUACAUAUCUCGAAGACCGUCGCACUCGUAAAAGAAUUAGCAUUUACCUCAGGAUUUUUCGGAUUAAACGACUGUUUCCUUUUCUUAGGUCUAUCUUUUCUACGAGCACUAGAAACUUUUAACGGCAUUUUUAAACGAAUAAAAUUGAUAACGAACACUUAUAACCUCAAAAUAAACCUCGUGAUUCAACGAGAAAUUACCAACUGAAAUAUUUCUAAGUAGUUUCCCUUAGAGAAUGAAAGAAGGGGACAAUAAUUACGCGUAACAAUAGACAAGCAGCUGCUCCGUUAUACCUGGGCGCUAAGCCUAACUGACCUCGAACGCACAACUAUUCAAGGCUGUAUCUCCACAACUAUUAUUCGGAUCAACUUGAGCAUUUAGGACAAUACUCUAGAGAAAUUAUAAAAUUAAACAAGACAAUAAAAAAAUUGAUUUUUCAAACCGUGAAACAUAUGUAACCCCUUAAUACUUGAAGUUAUAGAACAAAGUAUGUAUGGUAAAUAUAUGUAUGUAUGUAUGUGUCAUCAGAUUCUAAAUUUUCGUACUAUGUUGCUCUGAAAAGGCCAAAUCAUCUCCCCGAACACUUACGAUCAUCAUUAUUAUCAUUGUAGUGCGAUGUCCAUACGGUUGAGCAUAUUAUAAAACAUCUGAGAUUACCAUCGAAAUACUGCGAUAGAUACGUUCAGGCAGACAAUUACUGACUCUUCGACAUGUGAAGAAACUUAAAAUAUGCAUUUUAUAUACACAUGUAUGUAUGUUUUGUUUCAGAUAUCGUUUCUGAGUUUGCAUUGUGAACGUAUUUUUUAUAAUAAAUCAUAUUAUAUUGUAUACAUGGUUAAGUUAAAUUACUAUUGAACCUUUUAAUAAAUGCGUGCAAUUAUGAAUCAAUCAAAAUAUUUUAGCAGGGCAACGUUGUGCUUUAUAUAUGUAUAAUAAUAAAUCCUAAAGGUAACUAACAAAUUUAAGAAUGCCUAAACAUAAAAAAACUCUUUCCAAUCUGCCUAUUAGACGAACCUUUUGGAUAGUGAAUUAUUAAACCCAAUUAGCAUUUCUAUGGUAUUAUACAAAUCAAUUUAUAUCUGUUUUAAUAGUUGGUGUACAUUAAGUUAGAUUGCCCGAGGAAUACUAAUAAGUGAGUAAAAUUUGUGUACGAUUUAAAUACAUAAGGAAAUUAUUUCAAAUCUGUUGAUUAAAACACAUUUGUAUUUACAACGUACUGUUCAUUUUUAUCGUUAUCUCGCCGAGUUAUGAGAAUAAUUGCACGAAAUGCGUACACAUCAAGCGAAAGUUUGUAAUUUUUAAUUAAUGGCAGUUCAAAUAAGGUUUAGGCUAUAUUAUGUCACUGGAUAGUGGCUGAAUUUUCAGUGGCUCGAUGAAGGCUAAAUAUUCAGUCGUAUUUUCAUGAAAGGACAUUUGAGUGUUUACUUUCUAUUAAAUAGCGAUUUUCGUAUUUAUGAUCAUCGGUGAUCAUAUAUCAGAUUAUAUCAACGGUGAUUCGGCUUGUUCUUGAAUGUAUAUAUCGAUUAAUUCUUGUUUGUACACAUUGAAAUAAGGUUUUUGUAGUAUCAUAGUUGGCAAGACAACCAUUUCUAGGGCAACUGGAAAUUGUUCCAUUCAGAAAUAACAGGAUUUUAUAUUAUUCUCUUGAAUAUUAUACUUACAGUUAUAUUUACAAACGAAUUAUAUUUUUCAUCAAUUAUAUUUACAAACGAAUACCCACAAUAGUCAAAUUUUUGAAAUAAAACUAGUAAGGAAGGGCUAAGUUCGAGUGUAACCGAACAUUUCACACACUUGCAUCUUGCAAGGAUCAGAGCCGGUUAAAUACUUUCAAACUUUAUAUUAAGAAAUGUAGCGAAAAGGUUCAACUUCAUUGUUCGACGAAAUGGGGAUUGGAUUACAAUCUGAGAUGUUAUAAAGCCUAUUUGUUUCAUCUAAUCUAUUGAACUUUUAGUAGUUUUUAACAAAACCGUUGUAUGGGGAGUGGGCGUGGUUAUCCUCCGAUUUCUCCUAUUUUCAUGCUGUCGCAAGACGUAUUGAAAUGGUAUGUCUUUUGCAAAUUUGGGUGAUAUAGCUUGAACAUUUAUAAACCACAGAUGCCACUCAAUAUUGCGAUUCGUUUUACCAAAUUACGGUUUAGUAUUAUAUCUUAAUUUUCGGCUUAGUUAUGACAAUUUAUAGGUUUUCGAUUCACAGUCACUCGGAAUUCAACUCGUCAUACUGAUAUACAUAUAUACAUAUAUAACUCCUAUAAUUAAACGAAAGUAUUUGCGAUAUAUGGGUAAAUAUAUUUCCAAGUAAUUACUUUUCCAUCUCCUAAAUUCUUUGACAUACUGAAGAUCACAUAUUACACUCAUCAUACUGCUUUUCAAGAAUGUGUUUUUAAUUCGAUCAAAAGUCAGGGCAGUAAAAGGAGUUACCAGAGUCCAAAAUUUGAUUUCGGAUACGGGACAAACCCUUCUUAUAAGCAGCACCUCAAAUAUAAUGAUUGAACGAUUUUAUAUCCCCGUCAUCUGAUUUAAUAAAAAUUCAAUAUUUUACAGAUAAAAAUCAAAUUUCGGAUAGAAUUCUUCAUGACGGCAGAUUGGAUGAGAUUAGUCAAACUAGCUUUCCAAAAAUCGUCCAAUCUAUAUGGCAACCCAACCAAUUCUGCAUCGGAAAGAUAAAUCGCGAUUCUCUCGAUGACAAUACGUAAAAAAAUAUACUCACAUCAGCCAUAUAAGUUUCCUGCUACUAAACUCUCAUUGGUUUUCGAGAUUGGAACAUAAGCACAUAUAAACAAGGAAUAUCAUAAUGAUUGCGUAUAUAAAGCGUUCAAGUAUUAUGUGGAAAACAUAGUGAUAUCUCAUCAAAAUUAUGAAAAAUACUCACCUUGCUAAAGAAAAAGAAGAAAAGUGAGCUUUAGAGCAGGAAAUAUCUUUUAGAGGUGAUUACGAUAGUGGCACUUUUUCAUGGACACGACCUCAAAGAAAAAAUGGAAACUUUCGGGCCCUUUUACGUGUAAGAACCGAAUCUAGUGGCAGAGUUUUGGAAACCCAUGUUAUUAACAGCACAAAAAAUUUACUUAUUUGAUUCCGCAAAUACAUAACGAAAUUGUUCAAAUUUGUUCUGAUAUCGUCACUGGUAAAGUUACUAAUAAAAUCAAUAAAUCGGCGUUGAAACCAUGGAUAUUUCGGACGCUGAACAGCUUUCACUAUA